Molecule: messenger RNA, 1506 nt
Organism: Agrilus planipennis (emerald ash borer)
Lineage: Eukaryota; Metazoa; Arthropoda; Insecta; Coleoptera; Buprestidae
Product: NADH-ubiquinone oxidoreductase 49 kDa subunit-like
Exons: 8
Coding region: 64-1437 (457 amino acids)
Biological process (GO): mitochondrial electron transport, NADH to ubiquinone
Molecular function (GO): NAD binding; quinone binding; NADH dehydrogenase (ubiquinone) activity
Source: RefSeq, a predicted model, not a curated record
UUUAUGUUUACUAUUACCAUGUCAUGUUAAGAAACUAAACUUUUUUCAAGAAGUAUUUACAAAAUGUCUAUUUUAAAAACAUUCGUUAGAAGUAACAUCAUCCUGAAGUUGCCAAAAAAAAUUAUUAAACGAAACGCCUCCAAAUGGUUCCCUGACGUUAAGUUUUUGGAGCAAUUCGACGGCCCUGUAAUGUACCCCAAUGAAGAAGUCAGUGAGUUCUUUAGAACAAGGAGACCUUUUUAUGACAAACCAAAAGUUCCGGAAAGAAAAAUUAAUAACAUUACCUUAAAUUUUGGUCCUCAACAUCCAUCCGCUCAUGGAGUUUUGAGACUUAUAUUAGAGUUAGAAGGAGAGCUGGUUCGCAAAGUUAUCCCCCAUAUUGGCUUACUUCAUAGGGGCACAGAAAAAAUAAUGGAAUAUGAACACUUUUUACAGUGUGGUCCAUUUUUGGAUCGUUUGGAUUAUUGUUCUGUUUUAUGUUGUGAACAUACUUAUUACUUAGCCAUCGAAAAACUGAUGAAGAUCGAAGUACCAAGGAGAGCAAAAUAUAUAAGGGUAAUGAUGUGCGAAGUAACCAGGAUCAUAAACCAUAUUUUGGCUGUUACAUGCCACAUUUUAGACUUAGGGGGGCUUAGCCCUUUAUUUUGGCUGUAUGAAGAACGUGAAAAGUGUUUUGAACUCGUCGAAAGAUGUUGUGGAGCUAGAUUUCAUGCCAAUUAUUUCAGACCAGGGGGAGUUAGCCAGGAUAUACCUAUUGGACUAAUGGCCGACAUAUACGACUUCAUAAAAAAAUUCCCGGAAAGACUUGACGAGACCGACGAUUUGUUAGAACAGAAUCGAAUUUGGAAAUUGCGCACCAAAGAUAAAGGAAUAAUAAAUGCAGAAGAAGCUAUUAAUAACAGUUUUAGCGGUGUUGCACUCAGGGGAUCUGGCGUUAAAUGGGAUCUUAGAAAAACACAACCUUAUGAAGUUUAUGACGAAAUGGAAUUCGACGUGCCUAUUGGAAUAACGGGUGACAUGCAUGACAGAUAUAAAUGUCGCAUGGAAGAGAUGAGGCAAUCCUGUAGAAUUAUAGAACAAUGUAUCAAUAAAAUGCCCCCAGGAGAGAUUAAAACGGAUGAUUGGAAGGCUUGUCCACCAAAGAGACGCGAAAUGAAGACGUCAAUGGAAGCCCUGAUCCACCACUUCAAGUAUUACACACAAGGUUUCCAAAUCCCACCGGGUGCAACAUACACUGCCACUGAAAAUCCGAAAGGUGAAUUUGGCAUAUACUUGGUAUCGGAUGGCGGUUCUAAGCCUUAUCGAUGCCGACUUAAAUCUCCUAGCUUUACACAUCUAGCGGGAGUAGGCAUAAUGUUGGACAAAAAUGCAUUUUUAGCAGAUGUUGUUGGUUACCUUGGUAGUUUGGACAUGGUAUUCGGAUGCUGCGAUCGAUAACAUAUUUUGUAUUUUUACUAUUUUUGUAUUUACCUGCCAUUUAUAUUUAAUACAGCAAAAUAAACAGAA